Messenger RNA from Ectocarpus sp. CCAP 1310/34, 2006 nucleotides. The record is from the annotation of a GenBank genome assembly. NCBI's taxonomy places the organism in Eukaryota, Phaeophyceae, Ectocarpales, Ectocarpaceae.
GAGAGGCAGACACUCCGCGCUCGGCGCAGCACCAAGCAAGCAAAUUCCUGCACGCCGGCCCAGGUUCAGUCGUCAGGAUGAGCGCUGCCAUCGGGGCGCCGACGCUGUCCUUAGAGAAGGAGAUGCAGCGCAUCGAACACAAGCGGGCCCGCAAUGUCGCCCGCACCGCUCGUUACCUGGAUGCUCGGUUGCGCACCAUCGGACUCGACACCGACGCUCUAGACCAGCAGAUGAGAGAACAACGCGAACGGAAGGAGCGGGAAAGGAUGGCCUUGAAGGAAGAGUUCGACCGCAACGAGAACGUGUACAAGCAUGUGGCGGCGCAAGAGGCCGAGGAGAGGCGGCUCAGGGACCAAGAGCUGGAGAGGAUGAGGCUGGAAUGGCUCGAACAAAUGAAGUUCAAGUACGACAAGGAGCAGAGGGAGAAGGACAUGAUUCACGCGGGGGUAGACUUCGACAAGUGCGGGCCGUCCGCGGUGCAGACCAUGGACGGAGAGGACCCCGACAGGCUCAACCGGACCGCUCAGCAACAGGCACAGAUGCGCGCGUGGUCAACCCAGCUGGCGAACGAGCGGCUGGAGAGGGAGAAGCUCGCGGACCAGGAAAUGGCCGACUACUGGGCCUACCUAGAGAGGGUCAGCCAGAGACAGGGAGAGCUAAGCGACGAGGAGGAGGCUGCGAGGAAGGCUCUCAGCCUCCAGAUCAAGGACGAAAACCGACGCCGAGCGUUGGAGCGGGCAGAGGAGAUGGCCAGGCAGAAGGAUCUCGAGGACCAAGCCAACGCCGACGAGAUUCGCUACAGGAACGAGUUUCUGAGGGAAGAUGAGGGCGAGGGCAGCUCCACCAACAACGUUUUCAAGGGGCUGUCUCGGAAGCAGAAGGCUGAACUCCACCAGAGUAACGCGGACAUGCGUGCGGCGCGGUUGCGGAAGGCGGAGCAGGAGAGGGAAGAGGAGGCCGCUUGGUUCAUGCAGCAGGAGAAGAUGCGAGUGGCGAUGGAGCAAGCGGACCGAGAAGAACGCAAAAGGGUCAAAGAACUUGAAGAGGAAAGGCUCCGAGAGCUUCGGGAGCAGCAGCUCGACCUGCAGCAGCGCAACAUGAGGGAGAGGAAUUCUCGCUUCGGGGGUAUCGACUACACCCACGGCAUCUACGCGGGCUUCGGCAAGUCUUGCCGCUGACAAAACGACAACGGCGAAAAACACCGGUCCGAACGAACGAUCUGCCGGUCCCUUCGCGUGAACAAGGAGACUCGUCGUUAAUGCUAUGGUGUGGGCUUAUGGCAGNCCCCCCCCCCCCGGAUUUGUUUCCCAUCAUUCGAGCCCCCAAAGCAGAUUGCGGCAGAAACGGGGAUGGGCUUUGUGCUCGCGCGUGUGGGUAGUUUGCCCCCUUUCUCGACUGCAGGUGUACACGGGAUUUGACAGUUUAUCGUAGGUUCUACGACGAUCGCUGGCCGAUUUUCCGAAUUACGCCUGCAGACGACGAGGCACUUGAACUGCUUCAAGAGGAUAUAUGCCGAUCUGUUGUCGUUGUCGUACCGACUUGCGGUGCUGCUCNGGGGGGGGGGGGGGGGGGGGGGGGGGGGGGGGGGGGGGGGGGGGGGGGGGGGGGGGGGGGGGGGGGGCUGACGUGGGCCGUGUCUUUGUUGUACGCUGUGCGUUGCGCGUUGGGGUGCACCUUUUUUACGCCAAGAGCACCAAAAGAAAAUGCAGCGGUGUGAGUAGGGGGGGGAGGGGGGCGAAAGGAGUGGCGCCCCAGUGAGCAGCGACUGUCGUUGUAGAAAAGGCGUCAAGCAAGUGGACCCAGGGUCAUCUGUGGGAGAAGUAUCAUGUAGAAAUUCAUGUAGAAAUAUUCAAGUACAAAAUGCUGUUCGAUUUUCGAUUUUGAAGCCUUGGUGCUGAACGAGGUGUACUGCUGUACAACCGAACCGAAUAGCUACCGUAUUUAUGGCCAUCGUAAAAUGACGACGAUCAGGCAGGGCGUCACUAUACAAUAGGAACAACUCUUGU